Molecule: messenger RNA, 1550 nt
Organism: Cyphomyrmex costatus
Lineage: Eukaryota; Metazoa; Arthropoda; Insecta; Hymenoptera; Formicidae
Exons: 2
Source: RefSeq, a predicted model, not a curated record
AUUCUAGAGUCAAAUUGCCUACCAUUAAGCUUCCACAUUUUGACGGCAAAAUCGAAGAAUGGAAGCGUUUUUCUGAUAGUUUUCGGUCCAUUAUACAUGACAAGCCGCAGUUGUCGAAUAUCGAGAAGUUUCAAUAUCUAAUUUCGGGUAUCUCCGGCGAUGCCGCGAAAAUCAUAGAAUCAAUCGAAAUAACGAGUCAAAAUUACGUUACUGCAUGGGAAUUGCUGCAGCAGCGUUACGACGAUCCGAGAUCGCUACGCAAAAGGCACAUACAAUGUCUAUUUACUAUGCCUGCGGUAUCGAAAAAGUCUGCGAAGGCUCUGCGGGAACUAAUCGAUUACACUUCCAGACAUUUGAGAGUAUUAAAGGUACUAGGUUCUCCCACAGAGGCUUGGGACGAACUCAUUAUGCAUAUGUUAGAAGCCAAGAUCGACAUAAGGACUCUUCGAGCAUGGGAGGAGGAAAUCAAAUCCAAUGAAACGGUGAAGUUGGAUGACAUGCUAGAAUUUUUGAGAAAUAGAUGUCAGACAUUGGAACGUAUCGAAUCUAGAGCUGUUGACAAAACAGAAAAGUCCAACAAGGAAAAUGAGCAACGUAGCAAGGUAAACCCUACGACAGGGGCGAAAAACAAAAAAACUGCUCUUACCACAUCUCUCGUUCAAGCAUUACCAGUGGUUGAUCGAAUCAAGGAAGUUAAACGUUUGAAGCUAUGCUUAAACUGUUUGAGGGACGAUCAUUUCGUUAAGGCAUGUAAGAUGGGGCAUUGUCGAGAAUGCACCGCGAAACACAACACAUUGUGUCAUUUGCCCAAGGAGGAUCGAACAUCCGCCACAAAAUCAGGAGAGUCGGAGCCUUUGAAUAAGACAGAUUCUGAGCAGCCGACCAGCAACAUUUCAGUUCAUCAUUCGUCGAACAAAUCGAAUAACCGUCAGGUACUCUUGGCAACAGCCAUUGUAAAAAGUGUCUGUCAUAACGGUUCUGUCAUAUCGUUACGAGCACUUUUGGAUAGUGCUAGCGAAGCCAAUUUUAUUACACAAGCAGCGCGCAAUCGAUUAGGUUUAAAACGAAACAAUAUUUCAGAAACCAUUACGGGUUUAAAUGGCGUAGAAAGUAAGAUCUACACUGUUUGCGAUGCACACGUCAAGUCAAGAUGUUCCGAAUUUGAAAUCAAUUCUCAAUUUUUGAUUAUUCCUAAAAUUACCAAAAACUUGCCAUCCGUAGACAUGAAAGAUCAUCGGGUUCCAAUUCCGAACAAUCUUGAAUUGGCUGACCCCGAGUUCUUUAAAAGCGAUCCGAUAGACAUAUUAAUCGGCGCAGAAUAUUUUUAUGAUUUGCUAGAGAACGGUAAAAUCGAAGUUAACGACAAUCGAUUAAUUUUGCAAAACAUUAAAUUUGGUUGGUUAGUGGUCGGUUCAAUGCCAUUCGAUGCCGCAAACUUUCAAACUUACAAACAAAACGCAUUAACUGUAAUGACCUGUUCAUUAGGGGUUACGGAUUCUUUAGACAAGAGUAUCGAGAAUUUUUGGAAACUUAGAGAGUUACGACAAUGA